Ficedula albicollis (Collared flycatcher) is the source of this 3536-nucleotide messenger RNA. RefSeq names its product dolichol kinase (gene DOLK). The coding region runs from base 453 to 2024 and encodes 523 amino acids. The transcript has 2 exons. Gene Ontology annotation, molecular function: dolichol kinase activity. The record is from RefSeq and is a predicted model, not a curated record. Lineage: Eukaryota; Metazoa; Chordata; Aves; Passeriformes; Muscicapidae. Gene Ontology annotation, biological process: dolichyl monophosphate biosynthetic process. Gene Ontology annotation, cellular component: endoplasmic reticulum membrane.
CGGGCGGAUGUCGUUCCCAGGAGCGGAGGCUGGGUUAUGGGUGUCGCGGCUGCGGGGGACAGGAGGCGGCGGCGAGCAGCGUGGAAGGACAGGGAGCGGGCAGCCAGCGGGUUGAGGGGAGUCCCAGCGCUGCAGGGGCGAGGGGAGGAGAGGGAGCACGCAGGGGCUGCAGCGAGGCGAGGGCUAUCGGGUGUGUGGCAGCGCGUCAGUGGGAAGCUUCCCUGCCCUGAGAACCGGGAUGCGUAUCACGAAACGGGCAGGAAACGCUCGGUCUGGCUUGAAGCGCAGGGUGAUGGGUCCCGUUCGGUGAUGGGAGAGCCGCAGUGCCGAGGAACUUCGCGUUACCUGAAAGAAGGAAUUGCAGUAGCACGGAAAGGAAUUCUUCCUAAUGGACAGCUGAGCAUAUUGGGACUGGUGAGAUCCUGCAAGCUUGAGCAGGCUGGGCUGGAAUCAUGUUGAACAGAGCAGUGCUGGUGGAGUCGCUGCUGGUGUUCACGGUGGUGCUGUCGGUGCACGCCGUGGUGUGGGACAGGUUCUCCUGGUGCGCCGUGGCUUUGGCCAUCCAGGCUUUCUACGCGCAGUUCAAAUGGGACCGGCUGCUGCAGCUGGGGGGGGCCGUGUUCCAGUUCCGGGGGGCAGCCAACAGCGGCCUGCUGCCUGCCAGCAUGGUCAUGCCCCUGCUGGGGGUGGUGAUGAAGGAGAGGUGCAGGGCUGCUGGCAUCGUGUACUUCGAGCGCUUCGGCAUCGUGGUGGCUUCCACGGGAAUGCUGCUCGCUCUCUUCCUGUCCGUCUUAGCGGUUGGCAUCACCAAGCCAGUGCCAACCAACACCUGCAUCCUGACUGGUAUUGCUGGCAGCGUCAUUAUCUACACCAUGAAGCAUUCCUUGACUGUCUCAGAAGUGAUAGAGGUUCUAGAAGUGCUGCUCAUUUUUGUCUACCUCAGUAUGAUCUUGCUGUACUUGUUGCCUCGGUGUUUCACUCCCGGAGAAGCGCUGCUGGUUCUUGGAGGUGUAAGUUUUGUUCUCAAUCAGCUCAUUAAACGCUCACUGAAUGUAAUCGAGGGCAGAGGGGAUCCCAUUGACUUCUUCCUUCUGGUAGCAGUUGUUGGAGUUGUUCUUCUUGGUCUUUUUUUCACUGUGCUCUUCAUUUUCAUGGAUUCGGGCACGUGGAUCUCCUCCAUGUUUUUCCACAUGAUGACAGCAGUGUUAGGCUUAGGGGUCAUCAUGCCUUGGCUGUACCGACUGAUCCAGAGGAACCCUUUGCUCUGGCUGCUCCAGUUUCUGUUUCAGACACAGACAAGACUUUACCUUCUUGUGUAUUGGACUUUCUUGGCUGCCUCAGCAUGUGGUGUGGUUUUCUACCAGAAUGCCAAGAGAUCAUCUGAAUCUAAAAAACACCAGGCCUCUACUAUAACCAGGAAAUAUUUCCAUUUCAUUGUUGUAGCUACAUAUGUUCCUGGACUGAUUUAUGACCGCCAGCUCCUCUAUGUUGCUGCAGUGCUGUGUCUGGCAGUGUUUAUCUUCUUAGAGUACGUUCGGUACUUCAGGAUCAAACCUUUUGGACAAACCCUGAGGCAUCUGCUCUCUCUCUUCUUAGAUGAAAGAGACAGUGGACCUCUAAUCUUGACUCAUAUUUAUCUCCUCCUUGGCAUGUCCCUCCCAGUAUGGUUGUUUCCCAGAUCUUGUGCUCCUAAAGGCACCUUGCCUGGGGCAGGAGCACUGGUCCCCUACUCUGGGGUGUUGGCAGUAGGGGUGGGAGACACCAUUGCCUCUGUUUUUGGCAGUACAAUGGGGGAAAUCAAAUGGCCAGGAACAAAAAAGACCUUUGAAGGGACAAUGACAGCUAUUUUUGCACAGAUCAUUGCUGUGGCUCUCAUUCUGAUUUUUGACAGCAGUGUGAAUCUGAACUCCGGCUAUGCCUGGAUUCUGGCAUCCGUGAGUUUGGUUUCUCUUCUGGAAGCUUACACUACUCAAAUUGAUAAUCUGCUGUUGCCUCUCUACCUCCAGAUCAUGCUCAUGGCAUAGAAGCACUUCCAGGAACAGUUUUCUCCCUCCCUAGAGAAAGGUACUAGAAAUGCACUCUAAUGAAAGCUCAGAGCUGAUCUUUUGGUACAGCAGAGAAAAUUGUUGAGAACAGAAAUGAAAAAGACUUAUUUGAAGUAAAGGUUUUGAUUUGGUCUUGUUUUUACCCCAUCAAAAGUAGCCAGAUUUAUGUUCUAACAGCAACAAACAUGACUGAUAAAACAGCACUUGUGUUUAAUAAACCAAUUUAAGUUUCUUCUGGGUGCCCAAGGGAAGCAGAGGAAGAAGAGGUAAGUCAAUUAGAGAGGAAAAAAUAAACAAUCAAGUCUCUCACAUGUUGCUACCUCUGUACUGUACUUUGUUUUCUGUACCAAGUCCUGUGUCUUGUGUUUGAUGUGUGAACUCUGAUUUCUGUAUAAGCAUGAUGUAAAGCAUGUUUGAUAAUGAGGGUGGGCACAGGAACCAGGUACAAGUGUCCGGCUACGUCCAGUCCUCAUCAGCAAGAGCCAACACCACACCACGAUGCACAAACACAACUCCAAAAUCAGCAGCUCCCACAGCUGAGUUAUCCAGGGUGGGGUGUGAAGGUUUGGGAAUGUCAGACAUUGCUCAUUUCUGACCAUACUAAUAAGAACAGUGAAUCUUUAGCCCUGAAGUUUGCUUCAGCAAGAAAAAUGUUUUAUCUUCCUCAAUUUUUAAUCUCUAAAUUAAUUUGGAGUGAAUAUGGGGGGGAAAUUAAGCAAUGUCACAGCUAAAACUAAUUACACAUUAAUCAUGAAAGCAGAAAAUCUGUUGAAGUCAAUAAAAUUUUCUACUAUUAUACUUUCCUACUUUUCACAUUUUUUCAGCCAGAUGUUUUAUCAAAUAAUUUAUAAAAAUGCUUCUAUCAAUAAAUUGACUAACGCUACUGAAUUGCAUCCAUUUAAUUAAAAUUACAGCUAGCAUUUUGUGGCCAAAAAACCCACUUCAUUUCUAUGUAUGAAACCCUUCUGUAUUACAGUCUCUUCUCGCUGGUUUGCUCAGUGUCCAUUAGAACAAAACUCAAAUGUCCUUCCUGUCUCCAGGGAUGUGUCCAAGCAGGAGAUUGUCAUUUCAAGAUUUGAGUUUGCAUCAUGAAGUUCACUUCUGACUCUUUUUUAAUUCACUUUUGGGAACAGGUUGGGGGAAGUCCAAGGUACCUUGCACAACACUGUCCUGCAGGCCUGUAGCUCUGAGAUCGUGCCUUGGGAGGGAGCAUUAGACCAGGGGUGGAGUGAAACCAGUCCCUGGGUCAGCAGAAUUGGCUCCAGAAUCCAAUACUGUAUGCCCAUGAAACAAGCCAGGACUGGAACAGCUGAGCAGCAGCAUUGCCCAAUUCAUCCCCCUGCCUGGGAAGGCUCCUGAGAUUCGGUGCUGUUUUUCCUGAGGAAGCCAGAGUUGGCCAGAGCUGAUAAAUUGUCAGAUACUCUGUUGGAAACCAAGCUCAGUAACUGCUGGGCUGUUUCCUUCACAUUUAACAGGAAAUCUUUCCAAUCA